Erigeron canadensis is the source of this 396-nucleotide messenger RNA. Its product is annotated as stigma-specific STIG1-like protein 1. The coding region runs from base 1 to 396 and encodes 131 amino acids. Lineage: Eukaryota; Viridiplantae; Streptophyta; Magnoliopsida; Asterales; Asteraceae. The record is from RefSeq and is a predicted model, not a curated record. The transcript has a single exon.
AUGGCUUUAGCCAUUAAUUUUUCAGCAGCAACUACACCAAUACUCGAAGAUGAGGGCGAAGAUGUUGUUGUUCCUACUUCUGGUUCACUAAGAGGGGUGAGUCGGUUCCUGGCCGCCCAACAGUCUACAACGAGGGGAUUGUUGAAAUGCAACAAGAACCCGAGACUAUGCAGGGCUAAAGGCAGCCCAGGUCCAGACUGCUGCAACAAAAAAUGUGUCAAUGUGAAGAGUGACAAACAAAAUUGUGGGCUUUGUGGGAAAAAAUGCAAGCACCAAGAAAUAUGUUGCAAAGGCAAAUGUGUGAACCUGAUGACAGACAAACGUCACUGUGGAGGAUGCAACAAUAGAUGCAAGAAAGGUAAUUCUUGCCGUUACGGAAUGUGCAGUUACGCUUAA